AUGUCUUGCAAAAGUGCAACAACAGCCUCAAGCACUUCUCAAUCCAUGCAGCCUCCUUGCUCAGACCCAAAAAGUCCUCUCAUGGGUAUUCCUUCAUCACUCUCUGCUUUGAAAAAACGAAAAACAACCAUUCAGAAGCAAGGGUUAGAGGAUUCAACGGAACCAGAGGAUGAAAUUCUCUUUUCCAGAAGCAAUAGUCGUAUGGGAGUUAUAAAACAAGAGCCAUCAUUGAUAAAGCUCAAAGAAGAGGAAGAAGAAAGUCAUCAUUUCAGGCUUUCAUUACAAGAGGAGGAAGGCUUUCAAUGGGAGGAUACAAUGGAAUCGGGUGAUCCGAUGCCUAAAAGAACUCUGAAAAGUCUUACCGACCAUGAUCGUUUUGUCUUUGAAUUUGUUGAUUGCCAUCAUCAUGAUGGUGGUGAAUACGAAUCAUUGGUAGAGGAAUGUAACAAGAUGAUGCAAAGCGAAUGGUGA
Molecule: messenger RNA, 471 nt
Organism: Naegleria fowleri
Lineage: Eukaryota; Heterolobosea; Eutetramitea; Acrasida; Naegleriidae
Exons: 1
Coding region: 1-471 (156 amino acids)
Source: RefSeq, a predicted model, not a curated record